Molecule: messenger RNA, 390 nt
Organism: Caenorhabditis elegans
Lineage: Eukaryota; Metazoa; Nematoda; Chromadorea; Rhabditida; Rhabditidae
Gene: nlp-48
Product: Neuropeptide-Like Protein
Exons: 3
Coding region: 70-276 (68 amino acids)
Source: RefSeq, marked reviewed
GUUUUCUCUUGUUGUGUCAAUUCGAGAAUAUUUUAUUAUUUUAAUUUAUUUUCUGGUUUCCUUCAGAAAAUGAUGUCGUCGAGAAGGAUUGUCUACACACUUUUGCUCAUCACCAUCGCACUUUGUGCAUAUUCCACGGCUUAUGCACCAAGGAACAUCCGUGGAGUUGGAGACGUUCCUUCAAUGUUCUUCUCGCCGUUCAGAAUGAUGGGAAAACGCAACCAAUUCUAUGGACUAUUCAAAAAAAUCCGAAGCAAUGAGGUAGUUGAUUACUAAACUUCGAAUUUACAUUUUCUUUUUUCUAUUCUCACCACUAAUUUAUUGUCACACUCAAUUCACAUUCUCGCUCUCUUUUCUAUUGUUUUUUCGAAUAAAUCGUGAAAUUUGUUA